CGAGAACCAUUCUCUAUCGCCCGUUCAUUAUCGAAUGCAUCAAGAGGUCAUCCACAGGUAACAUAUUUUCCCCGUUCUGUGAAAAGCGCACAACCCUCAAGCAGACGUACUUUCUCCAACUCGGGGAGAUAUGCUGCCCCUAUAUUUGCGCCAAAUGUGUGGAUGAAACGGGCACCGUCUGCCAGCACAUCAACUUUCGUGCUCCCGAUCGCCCUCCAAUGUCGAGCGUACCGACGUUGUGUACCCCGAUUAUCCCCCGUACCGUCCCAACCCGCCACAUCAACAGAAAAUCCCACGAAACGAAUCCCUCUAGCAGAUACAUCCAGCACAGCAGUCACGAAACCUACUCCGAAGGCUGUCAUUGAAGCAAAACCACAUCGCCCAGCAUACGAACAUGACUUAGGCGACACGGUGCACUUGUCUCAGGCCGAGCAGCGAAAGUCGGAUUGGAAUAUCCUCAAGCAAUUGGCAGUCAAUGUGUGGCCGAAGGGGGAAUGGGAUAUCAAGGCCAGGGUCGUGGCUGCGUUCGGGUUGCUCAUCAUUGGAAAGAUUGCGACGGUACAAGUCCCAUUCUUCUUCAAAGGAGUUGUAGAUGCCCUCAAUGUCCCAGUAACCGCUGAUACGACUGUGUGGGUAGUGGCGGGGGCAGUGAUUGCCGGGUACGGCCUGGCUAGAAUUAUGUCAACCGUUUUCAGCGAACUCAGAAACGCCAUCUUUGCCAAGGUUGCCCAACGUGCGAUUCGACGUGUCGCACGUGACACAUUCGAUCAUCUUCUGAAUCUUGACCUGAAAUUUCACCUAUCUCGACAAACGGGUGGGCUCACAAGGGCUAUUGACCGCGGAACAAAGGGCAUCACAUUCAUGCUCACAUCAAUGGUGUUUCAUGUCGUGCCCACUGCCUUAGAAAUUACUAUGGUGUGUGGCAUCCUGACUUGGAGUUACGGGGCUAACUACGCGAUCGUGACUGCACUUACGAUGGCAGCAUAUACGUGGUUCACUGUCAGAACAACCUCUUGGCGCACGCGUUUCCGCCGGGAAGCCAAUCAGGCGGAUAAUAAGGCCGCCACUACGUCCGUUGAUUCACUCAUCAAUUACGAGGCCGUCAAGCACUUCAACAACGAAAAAUACGAAGUCGGACAAUAUGAUAAACAUUUGUCCCAUUAUGAGGACGCCUCAUUGAAGAUCGCAACAUCCCUUUCCUACCUUAAUUCGGGACAGAACGUCAUCUUCUCCUCGGCUUUGACUAUCAUGAUGUUCCUCGCUGCACAGGGCAUCAUAAACGGCCACAUGACUGUGGGCGAUCUGGUGAUGGUCAAUCAGCUCGUGUUCCAACUAUCUUUACCAUUAAACUUCCUGGGAACGGUGUACAGAGAAUUGAGGCAGAGCUUGUUGGACAUGGAAAUUCUCUUCAAUAUUCGCCGCAAUAACAAGCCCAUCGUGGAUGCACCUGGAGCAAAGGCACUUGUGUUGAAAGGCGGCGAAAUCAAAUUCGAUCGUGUUGCCUUUGCAUAUCAUCCAGAGCGCCCCAUUUUCCGAGACAUAUCGUUCACAAUCCCAGCAGGAAAGAAGGUCGCUAUCGUUGGACCUAGCGGUUCUGGGAAAUCCACAGUGUUCAGACUGCUAUUCAGGUUUUACGAGCCAGACGCGGGAAGGAUUCUCAUUGAUGGUCAAGAUCUGCGCGACGUUACCUUGGACAGCCUCCGACAUUCCAUUGGCGUCGUACCACAGGACACACCGCUCUUCCAUCAGGACGUGAUGCACAAUAUCCGUUAUGGCCGUAUAUCGGCAACAGACGAGGAAGUUGUGGAGGCAGCGAAGAAAGCGAACGUGCAUCACACCAUUGAACGCAUGGCUCAGAAGUACCAGACGCAAGUUGGUGAACGAGGCCUGAUGAUCUCAGGAGGGGAGAAACAGCGUCUAGCCGUGGCGAGGGUCCUGCUAAAGGACCCGCGUAUUCUGUUCUUUGACGAAGCGACGUCGGCACUGGACAGUCAGACAGAAAUGGAGCUCAUGAAGAAUAUCAACUCUACGCUGCUGGACAAGAAGCGCACAAGCGUGUUCAUCGCCCAUCGUUUACGUACAAUAGCCACAGCUGACCUCAUCAUUGUUAUUAAAGAUGGGUACGUAGUGGAACAAGGCACUCACGACGAGCUCAUGCGCGCUGGCGGGCUCUACGACUCCAUGUGGUUUGCUCAAGCGAACGACCCAACAGAGUCCGCUCCCAUCGCGAAGAACGAAGAGGACGGCAAGGACGAAGGGGACAAUGAGGAAACUGAUAGCGAAGGGAAGGAAUCCGAGGAACGGCCCGCCAAAUAGGCCUGCACCCGAUUUGGUCUAGGACACCUGUGCACAUGUCAUGCCUAUGAAUAAGGAAAAUAUUGACCACUUGUUGUACUGUGUACGCACUGAUCCAUGCAAUCC
This is a messenger RNA of Dacryopinax primogenitus, 2421 nucleotides long. RefSeq names its product P-loop containing nucleoside triphosphate hydrolase protein. Gene Ontology annotation, molecular function: ATP binding; ABC-type transporter activity; ATP hydrolysis activity. The record is from RefSeq and is a predicted model, not a curated record. Bases 163 to 2316 code for a protein of 717 amino acids. Gene Ontology annotation, cellular component: mitochondrial inner membrane. The transcript is spliced from 11 exons. Gene Ontology annotation, biological process: transmembrane transport; intracellular iron ion homeostasis. NCBI's taxonomy places the organism in Eukaryota, Fungi, Basidiomycota, Dacrymycetes, Dacrymycetales, Dacrymycetaceae.